CAAUAAUAUUGUUCUAAUAUUUUAACAAUUAGUGCUUUUAUGUUUGUUUUAGAACUUUGUAAGUGAGUGAUUUGUGGACUGUUUAAAUUGGAUAUAAGAAAAAAAAUGCUCCUGUUCUGCGAUUGUUGAAUGGCGGCCAUAUUAACAGGCGUGUUGGGAUGUGAUGCGCCGAAUCGACCACGCCCACAAUGAGCUCCUUCCUCAUGAACGGUGGAUAUCAACCACAGCCCGAUCCAAAAUUCCCACCCUCCGAAGAAUACAGCCAGGCUGACUACAUACCACCAGGAGAAUACUACCAGCAUCAACACUUACAAUAUGGCUACCAACACCAGUACCCGGUGCAAAUCGGCACGGGAUACGGGUACGGAGGGUAUUACCACCCGAUACCACAACACCCACCUGUGGCACCACCGCCGAGGCCCCCCGAGCCGUCUCAUCCAUCUGAUGCCGAUCAUGGCUAUAUUCCUUCUCACAAUGACGCUACUCCAGGAUUAGCAGAGCUUGGUUUAAGGUUAGAAAGACAUAUAGAAGAGGCGGCACCAGCUGGGAGGAAACUUCAGGCCCUAGGCCGCGAAGGCUCCCCUGGGUCCGAAUUGGACGAUGAGAGAUUGCUUCUAGAUAGUCCUCCCGUCGAAGACGAUGAUUCUUCAAUAUGUUCCGACAAUACAGACAGAGUUAUCUACCCCUGGAUGAAGAAAAUUCAUGUUGCUGGGGCUUCAAAUGGAACUUUUCAACCGGGAAUGGAGCCGAAACGGCAGCGGACGGCGUAUACCAGGCACCAAAUAUUAGAAUUGGAAAAAGAAUUUCAUUACAAUCGGUACCUUACUAGAAGAAGAAGAAUAGAAAUAGCUCACACUCUAGUCCUGUCGGAGAGACAAAUAAAAAUCUGGUUUCAGAAUAGAAGAAUGAAAUGGAAAAAGGACAAUAAAUUACCGAAUACCAAAAACGUUAGAAGAAAAACUAAUCCAGCUGGCGUCACUACGACCACGACUAAAGGAGCCACACCAAAGAGUAGAUCGAGUAAGAAUACAAAUAAUAACGAUAAGAAGAAAUCGAACAACAAUGGACGACCAGACAGCAUAGAAAACGUAACGGAUAACAUAAUGAACGAAUUACAUUGUGUUGGCGCGCAGCAGAAUAUGUCCCACGAUCCAUCGAUAAGUCCUAUGUCUCAUCCAGGCAGCCAGAUGAACCCUGGACAUCAGAUGACAGCCCAUCACUUACACAUGAUGGGCAUACAUGCAGGCAUGGACCCGUCACUGGUUGCAAAUUUAUCCGCCCACGGUUCACCAGUUGGCAACACGGGUUGCGGAACCGGUAUCGGUACAGGUAACGCGCCAGUCAUAAAAUCAGACUAUGGUCUCACCGCCUUAUAA
Vanessa atalanta (red admiral) is the source of this 1376-nucleotide messenger RNA. It is a transcript of the gene Dfd, whose product is annotated as homeobox protein Hox-C4. The record is from RefSeq and is a predicted model, not a curated record. The coding region runs from base 189 to 1376 and encodes 395 amino acids. NCBI's taxonomy places the organism in Eukaryota, Metazoa, Arthropoda, Insecta, Lepidoptera, Nymphalidae. Gene Ontology annotation, biological process: regulation of transcription by RNA polymerase II; anterior/posterior pattern specification. The transcript is spliced from 3 exons. Gene Ontology annotation, molecular function: DNA-binding transcription factor activity, RNA polymerase II-specific; RNA polymerase II cis-regulatory region sequence-specific DNA binding. Gene Ontology annotation, cellular component: nucleus.